AUGAAUGAUUAAAAUUACACAUUACACAGUAUUCGUAUGCCAGUAUUAAGAACAUUAAUUUCUCAAAAAUAAAUUGUUUAAAGAAACGAUUCUGCCAUGUCGUACAGAGAUAGAAGCAGAGGGUAAGAAUAUGACGAAUCACUGAUUUAUAAUUAUUCAAACUGCUAAGACUAAAAUCUAUUCUUUGCGUGAUUUUAGUAUGUAGGUAGGGUAGAACUACUUUGAGGGACUCUUUUUACUUACUACCGUAUAUCAGUAGCAGAUUAGGCCUAGUUGGCUCAUCAUUUAAAUUUAACACUAUACUACCACCCUGAUUAAUGCUGAAUCUAAAAGUUACUAUAGGGCAAUAAGGUUAACAUAAUUUUUGUAGUUUAAUAUGAGAGUAGUUAUUGCCAGUGACGUAACUGGGGGAGGGGGAAUGAUGAGGGCAACAAGAGGCAUGGGUGCUUUUUUUUUUUUUUUUUUUUUGUGGGGGGGGGGGGGGGUGCACAAGAUGCCAUCCAUAAAUGAUGCUGGAAUCUUAAGCUUAAAUUUAAUCCUCUGUACUCUGUUUGACUGAGACAGAGAAUAUUUGGACUGUCUGAGUCUGUGCCAAAAAAACUCAAUUUGUGUCACAAGACAUGAUGACAAGAAGACACCACAGAGACCUUUUCACAAGCUCUGCACUUUGUAAAAUAUUUACACAAAAUAAACUAAUUUACAAAUAUAAAACUAUCAACAUAUAUUCUUCUAGGGAAUUGAAUGAACUAAUAGGAUCUUUAUUAGAGAACCAUCGUUCAUGUUCUUGGACAUUCACCCGGGUCCAAUAUUCCUUUUCUUUUUUUCAAGUAUUCGCUUCUGCUAAUGCUACUAUUAUUGCUACAGUUACAGAUGUGUAUCUGAAUAUUUUUUUGAAAAUUAGAUUUUUAGAGACAUUCAAUGGUUGGAUUCAGAUUGAAGUUCAUUUCCCAAUGAAACCCAGAAAAAGAAAAAAAAAAGCAUCAGCUACUUAACAUUAACAUUAUAUCCUUACAAUAUGACUUAUAACAAUAACAUUAGCUCUGCACGCACUCUUACAUGUUUAAAUUCUCCCCAAAUAAAUAAAUCACAACUUUUAAAUGAAAACUUGUUUAAAGCCAGAUUUUCGUCAAAGUUUGAUGAUUUUUUUUUUUCACAGAUCAAAAGCAAUUUCUUUUUAAUGGAUUCAGCUAAAGAAGUUGAUAGAAAUUUAGAUGUAAUUAUAGAUAAUUAAUUAGUUAAUACCAUCCUAAUUUUUAAAGUUAUUAAUUUUAUGUCUUAUAUUAAUUUUUACUAUACCAUAAUGUAAAUAGAAGUCAUUUUUUAAAAUUACAUGCACUAUGUGAAUAUAAGUGUUAAAAGUAGGGUUCUCAUUAUAUGCAGAAUUUUUCAUUAUCGGUAAAAUAUAUAUUAUUAUAAGGCCACUUAAGCCUGUACCAACCAUUCUUCCAUCGAGUGUGCAUAGUGUCUGUGCAAAAAAACAGUGAAGUUAGUAGCGCUGCUUUGAAGGGAUAAUGACCACAGUUCAUUUUAACUAUUUUAAUAUUUGAAUAAAUAGUAAGUUCAUCAUGAAUAAUAUACAAAUAAUAAUUGAAUUUGUACCCGGAUACGGCAAUAUCUCAGCAUUUAUGUAUAUGAGAUAACCUAAUGUGCAUAAUUUAUGAAUGCAAUUUUUUUUUACACUCAGAAUAAACAUGUCUUAGUUGCAAAUUGAAGCCUAAAUAAGUCAUAGCCUAUAGCAAACAUUUGAAUGGGAUUCGAUGUGAAAAACUUCAUAAAAUAAUCCCCUGGGGCUGCUUUUGCCUUUUGGCAUAUUUUAAGGUCACUUAUUUUUUAAUCAUGUCUAGUGGUCACUAUGUAAACAUAAAAAUGAUUUGAAAUGACAGAACUCAGUAAACUAUCAAUGCAAGCCGCCAUUAAAAUACGAGAUGAUCAAGAAAUGUCAGACGCAUUCUAAUUAGCUGUUACAAAGACAAGCCAGCCAAUCUCAAGGCUUUUAUUAUUGUGCCAAUGGAUCUGCCUUUCGUCUUUUUCGCCAUUCGACUCUGGGCUGAUGGGUGGGCCCACCUGUCUCAAGAGGUUUAAAGGGGGAAAGUGGCCAAGAAUUUGUGAUAGUUUAUUGUGAGAGUGUCUGAAUUUUUUUGACAAAUAUGUGUAGUGUGGGAAGGAGUGCAAAAUAGCUUAAAAUCAUUUAUGGAUGGACCCCAAUAACAUACACAAUGUUGCUUUUGCGACCUUGCAUAAGACUUAGACUAGUUAGUUGCAUCCUACCCAGUAGAGUGGUUUACCUUAACUAAACUAAAUGCCGCUAGAGGCAAAGUCACACAAUUGCCCUCUCCACUACACAUCUAGUAAAAUUAAUAUAACGUUUUUAAUAAGCAUCUCUGGACUGUUGUCUUCCUUUGGCUCAUAUGUUAGGCAGCCACUGGUGAUUUCUACUACCAUAGGCCUGGUUUCAACCAUUAAUAGGGUGCUGAAUGGUAUCCACUGGAAGACAAAUCCUCCUGUUUCACUAAAAAUAAGAUUUCCUCCAUCAACAUUAAAAUUUCUCCUUUUGUAAAAAUGUUUGUGUAAUGUAAAGAAAAAGUAUUGUUUCAGCUUUCACUUCACGUAAUCACUAUUUUUUCAACGAUGUACCCAUUAACUCGCCAACUCACUAUGAAAAAGAUAGAUUUAUUUGAGUUCACAACACAAGAAUAAUCCAAAUGGUUUAAAUGGAGUAACACAAUGGUAUAUACCAAAAUCUAAAUUAUUUUUUUCAUGGUGUUAAUUAAAAAAACAUUUUUGUUAUAAAUACACCGGUAUAAGGAGAUAUUUUGUUCUUUUUAGUGGUUUUUCUAGUAGAUCUGAAGGAAGUUCUCGAGGGCGUUUUGAUAGAGAUCAAGGUGGUGCUGGAGGCCGAGGUGGCUUUGACAGAGGAGGCAUGAUGGAUAGAUCCAGCAGACCUUCUCUGAAGGGAACUCAGCCGGGACAAAAUUUAAGGAAGCCAAGAUGGGAUAUGAGCAGACUGCAAAAGUUUGAAAAAAACUUUUACAAAGAGCAUCCAAAUGUUAGUCGGAGGUCACCGGUAUGUUGUAUAUAAUAUUUUUUGCUUCAUAUCUGUAAAAAAAUACACAAGAAAGUUUAGGACGUUUAAGCUAAACUUUUCUUUAAAUGACGAAAUGUAUUUGUAUAAAUGAGAGAAAUUUAAUUUAGAAUGUAAAUGCAUAAUUUAACCAAGUAAUAAUAUUAUUACCAUAUAUUAUUAUUAUAUUAAGACUUAAAAGCUUUUUAGCAUCCAAAUCUAUUGAUUUAUAUUUCUGUUUCUUUCUUCCUAUUAACUGACCUAGUAAGAAUCAUCUAAAAUAAGUUAUAAAAAAUAUGAGGCAUUUAAUUACCAGACUCCAAUUUUGGUUUAAAACUAUUUUUUAAACCUUUUUUAAAUAUCAGGUGUUCCUAUUGUAUACUACUACAUGGUAAGAUUUGUUAUUACCCUAAUAAGAUGUCAUACUUAAUUUAUGAUGAAUAAUGGUGAUUUUUCUUUCAGUAAAUAAUAACUUAUUUUCUCUUUAGAGUGAAAUAGAACAGUUUUAUGAAGCUAACCAAAUAACAGUCAAUGGAAAAAGUAUACCCAAGCCAAUAUUUACAUUUGAGGAAGGAAAUUUUCCUGGUAAUUUAUUAUUAUUCCUUACAAAUUAAUAAUUUCAUUAUCCUAACAAUUUUGUUAAGGGUUAAAAUUACUUUUCACAAUAGUCUGUUCCGAAAAAGCUUACCGUACAGUCGUCCUUCGCCAUAUCACGGUUCACUUUUUGCGGUCUCACUUUAUCUCGUAUUUGUUAUUUCAAUAUAUUUAAUAUAGAUACACAUAUUGAAUUUUAUUUGUGGUUAAAAUUACGUAGGUUUAAAGGUGUGGCAAAUGUUUAUGAACACAUGAAGUGUUUAUAAGAGUGUGGGGAGAGUUUAUAAAACCUUAAAAUAUAUAUAAAUGAUAAAUUAAAUAAGAAGGUAACUACACAUAUUUUCACUUAUCACAAGGGUUUUUUAACCUUACCCCUGUAAUAGACGAGAGACCACUGUAUUUUUAAAAAAAAAAAAAAUUUUGCACCCAAAAGCCCACACAUAAAUUAAGAUAAUUUGAUAUUAAAUAAAUAUUUUUACCAAAAUUUUAAAAAUGUUCUAUUGAGUUCUUUAAAAAAAUAUUGAUAACUAAAUUUCAGACUAUGUAGUGAAUCAGAUACGAAAAAACUGCUGGCAGUCUCCUACAGCCAUACAAUCUCAAGGCUGGCCAGUAGCUAUGUCAGGUCUAAAUAUGGUUGGCAUAGCACAAACAGGCUCUGGUAAAACUUUAGCUGUAAGUAUAAUAGUAGCACCUGACCACUGCUUAAGUUAAUGAAGAUUUGUGUGUUUAAAUUUUUCUAAACUUAUUCUAGACAUGCUUUUAAAGAAACAACAAUUUCAUUUCAGUUUAUGUUGCCAGGCAUUGUGCAUAUUAACAACCAGCCAUAUUUAGAACGAGGAGAUGGACCAAUAGUAAGUUUUUUAUUUUUACCACACAUCUGAUUGUUCAUAGAUUGAUGGAUCUGAAGAUUUACUUAUUUUAUGUCAGUAUGUUUUAUAAUUUUGUAAAAGGUAAUAAUAGUUCAAUAAUAGCAAUCAUAAUUUGCUUUUUAGUGUCUUGUGCUUGUCCCAACAAGAGAGUUAGCCCAGCAAGUGCAACAAGUAGCUCAGGAGUUUGGGCAUACAUCUCAAGUUCGAAAUGCCUGUGUCUAUGGAGGUGCCCCUAAAAGACCUCAAAUUAAGGAUCUGGAAGAUGGUAAGUUAAACAUUAUUUAUUAUUAUAUUAAAAUUUGGAUAUUUUUUACAAAAAUGUUAUUUUUUAUGUCUUUAACUUUAAGAAAAAAUGUUAUUUUGAGUGAACAUAUUAAAACAUGAUCCCUCUUAAGUAUUAAAAAAAUGUCAAUGUCAAAUUCUUGAUAUGUUUUAAUUGUAAAUAUUAAAUUAAAUAUUAAUAUUUAAAGAGAGAUAUCUCACAUAUAUAUGAUUUAACCUUUAUCUAGGGGCUGAAAUAUGCAUUGCAACUCCGGGACGUUUAAUAGACUUGUUAGAAUCAAAUAAGACAAAUCUGCGGCGAACAACAUACCUUGUUCUUGAUGAGGCUGAUCGAAUGCUUGACAUGGGUUUUGAGCCCCAGAUCAGGAAAAUAUUGGAGCAAGUUCGAGUAAGUGAUUUUCUUCUUGGCAUUUGUUAACAUUAAAGUUGCCGUUAGUUUUGGUGUUGAGAAUUUCAAUUUAAUUAGUUAAAAGAGCAAGAGAGAAUUUUCAGACAAAACAGAAUAAAGAGAAUUUUACAUUGACGUUUAAAAAUAUAUACAGCCAGACCGACAGACUUUAAUGUGGAGUGCUACAUGGCCAAAGGAAGUUCGCAAGCUGGCAGAAGAUUUUUUACAUGACUAUGUUCAAGUUAACAUCGGAGCUCUGCAACUGACAGCCAAUCACAAUAUUUUACAGAUCAUCGAUGUUUGUAUGGAGUUUGAAAAAGAAGAUAAGUAAGUAAAAUAUUUUUAUUGAACAUUUUAACAAUUUCUGCUUGCAGGAGAAAUUGAUUUUCUUUUAAAGAAAUAUUAAAUGGAAAACAUAUUUUCAUUCCUUUGUUUUCAUUUGUAUGCUACACCACCAUACUGUACAUCGUUAUAAUGCAUUCUCUGUAGGCUUGUCAAGCUUUUAACUGAAAUUAUGCAAGAGAAAGAGAAUAAAACGCUUAUAUUUGUUGAAACAAAAAGAAAAGCUGAUGAUAUUUCCAGACGCAUGAAAAGAGAUGGGUACGUUUUUUUAGACUAAACUCUAAUAUCAUAUUACUAAUAAAUAGGACUUUGUAGGAUUAGCUAAUUGCUUUUCAAAUUUUUACUUUUCUUCAACAACUUCAAUUGCUAACCACUUGUUCAUUAAUCAUUUUAUUUAAUCAUAAAUUUAUUGGUUAGAUACAAAAAUUUUUAAUACCAAUCUGAAAAUAUGAUCCUACAAUGACAAUGGACCUUACUUUUAAAAAAUAAACUGAAUUCAAAAUAUAAAAACCUGUAGCAGCAAAGAGGUUAAUAAUUAAUUUAAUUUUUUUUAAAUUUUGAGUUUAUUUCAUCCUAUAUCAGAUGUUAAAAAUGAAAACAUGAAACUUAUUUGACUUUAUCAUCUUGUUGUUCAUUCAGUUGGCCUGUCAUUUGUAUCCAUGGUGAUAAGUCCCAGCAAGAAAGAGAUUGGGCACUAAAUGGUAAACUUGCAUUUUUAAAUUUUCAUUAGAAUUAAAUUGAUAUGUAAUUAUAUAUAAAAAUAAAAAUAAUACAAAUGAAGCAAAUAUGAGUCUUUUGUGGUUGACUGUCCAAUAGUUUGGGAAUGUUUUUCUACUUCUAAACCUGAUCAAUUGUACAUAAAAUUGGGAAAAAGACACAAAAGUUUUAAGGCAUGUAUAAUUAAUUUCAGAAUUUCGAAGUGGAAAAACCCCUAUUCUUCUAGCUACUGAUGUGGCUUCUCGAGGUUUAGGUAAGUUCAAUUGUCUUUGUUGGAGUUUGUUAUGAUUUUUUAGAUUUAAUAUUUAAAAGUAUUAAAAGAAUAUUAUGUAAACUAUUUUAAGCUAUUUAAAAUUUAGCCUUUUAAAAUAGAAUAAAAAUAAAUAUAACAAAUUUAAUUUAAAAUUGUUAAGGUUAAAGUAACAGUAAAUUUAUCUCAAUAUUAUUUUUAAAAAAUAUCUAGUUGUUCAAAUUUUUUUAGCUUGUUAUUUAUAUUACAACAGAUAUUAUUUUUCAUUUUUGUGACCUCUCUUUCAGUCUGUUGACAUAAAUCUAUACUGUUUCAGGAACAUAAUGAUAAUUUUAGACUUAAGACAAUCCAUGGUAUUCUUAAAUACAAAUGCACCCUAACCUGCUGUUCAAAUGUAUUGGUUAGAAAUUGUCCGCUGCUUUUUUAACAAACAACUAUUUAAGGUUAAAAUUGUAGGAUAUUUAUGCAUGUAGUUACAUAUGGCUUUCCUAAUUAACUAACAGUUUAGUGUGUAUCUCGACAGAAUUGGUGCAUCGACUGGAAGUCUGAUCAUGACUGGAGAACCGUGCAGCGAGAAACCUGAGAGGGAAAUAUGGUCCUUAAUCAUGUCCCACUUUACCAGGAAUCCAGUGGCCAGGUUGAUUCAGUUCGAGUCUGCCAGUCGCUGGAUGCCUUGGACAGGCAGGCCAUGUUCUUAACGACGCCGAAUGCCAGUCACACUCCCUAUUCUUCCCCUUCGGCUGACAAGGGCUAAUAUUUUUUCCUAACUCCUUAUCUCAACUUCUGUGGGACAUUUGUUACAAAAAGAGUGGACCUUGUAAAAAGAGACAAUGAAAAUUUCUUUUCACCCCCACAAAGUUUAUGUAAGUUUGGUUGCGAGGCUGACAGCUUGAUUCUACACAAAGUACAAAUCCUUACAAUGCAGAAAUUAGCAUUGGACUGCCUUUGAGGAGACGAGCCUGUCUUUACUGCACAGUCUUAGUGUCUGUGUAAGUGGUUUUUAAGGGGUGCAAUUUUAAUAAUUUUGUUAUCUUGUGCUAUCAGUUUUUAAGAUGAUGGAGUGUGAAGGUAUUGUGCCAUUUGUCUUGAUUUGUUCUUUGUUUGUUGCAUUUUCAUUGUUUAAAUUAUAUUACAUGAGACUCGUUUAGCCUGUGCCCUCAGCACACACAGCACAGGGGAGCUUUGGGGUCAAUGUUAUCAAAGUUUUUGGUUAAUGAUCAACACAGCCUCUCAACCUUCUUAAAACCACCAUUUGUUGUCUCUCUCUUUCUCCUCCUCCCCCCCCCCCUCCCCAACCGUCAAGGGUUAGGUAAGCUAAUCUUGCCAUAUUUCCAACACUAAAGAAAGCCCUUGUAUCAGCCAUUUAGUUUGGUAGCUCUCUCUAUUUCCGCUGGUGCGGCUGAAGUCAUGCCAUCAGACACAAGGUUGUUUUGUUUAUUUUAAGUCUGCACUGAAUAUGGGAACUUGCCUAUACAUAUAAGGACUCUAUUGCUUCUUCACUUAAAAUGCACAUUCAAUUUUAAGAAAAUUUUAUGUUGCAUUCCACUUGAAUUAGAAAAAAUUAUGAAACAGUUUUGUAAAAUCUGCUCUGUUAUGCACCAGGAGUGACGUUCGAUUUUUCUAAUUGUAAAAGAAAAUUCAGUGGCUAGAUGCAAUGGUUGUUCCAAUGUGUAAGGUUAAGUUUCCUCAUUUGAAGGGUUUUCAUACAAACAGUAGCAUACAAGAUAUGAUCAGAUGAAUAUUGACAAAGUAUUUUUAAAUGUUAAUUAAAGAAUAGGUAUUUUAAUACAGUUUUGGUUCGUCAUUUGUGGGAGUUCAAGGUAAGUGGCCUUGGUAAUAAAUUAAAAAUUGGUUACAUUUUAUUCUUGAGUCCUAAGUGGUAGUGGCUAAUGUAUGCCAUUUUUAUUUCAUCAGGCAAAGGUCUCCUGUUAAAAAAAAAAAAGACUUGACAAAGCUUAAUUUAAAAUUUUUACUUUUGUCUUACAAACUUGGCUCAAAUAAAUCCUAAAGAAUGCCACUAAUUCUUAGGAACUAGAAGAAAAUGAGAUACAAUUUUAUUGUAUUUAAAUGAAAGAAGAAGCAGCAGGUGCACUUAAUGAAAAUCCUAAUAAAUGAAAUGAUUUCAUAAGACCACUAAAGGUAAAGCGUAAUUGAAUGUCAUCCCAUAGAAACACAUCCAAUAACUUCCUACAAAGAAAUCUAAAUUUCAUUUCUAUAUUUUUAAACCUGUUGUAAUACAUUUUUUUUCCUUAUAUCUGCAGAUGUUGAAGACAUAAAAUUUGUCAUCAACUUUGACUAUCCCAACUGUUCUGAAGAUUAUGUUCAUCGCAUUGGCCGCACGGCUCGCUCUACAAAUACAGGCACUGCAUACACCCUGUUUACACCAGCAAACGUCAAGCAAGCCUCUGAUCUUAUUUCUGUGCUGCGUGAAGCUAAGCAGGUGAUUAGUCCCAAGCUUCUUCAGAUGGCAGAGUCUUCCAGGAGUUAUCAGGGCAAAAGUAAGUUUAACCCUAGAGCUUUUGCUCUGUGGUAUCAAGUCAUUUUCAGUAUUUUGAUAUCCUUGUCUAAAAUAACUAAAUCCCCCACAAAAUGAAUUAGGGACCCUUACAUAUAUAUUUUUUCUAAAAGUACAUUACCGUAGGUAAGGAAUCACCAAUGAUUUGAAAAAAGAAUUAGUUUUUAUAUUAUUUAAGUUGAUAUGGACCUAACUUUUACACUGUGAAUAAAAUUGUACUACUCAACUUUUGCAUUCAUCCCAAACUCACCUCUUUGUUCUACCUAUUAUUACAUCAGGUUUUUUAGAUAUCAAAAUAAAUAUCCUUUCAUAAAAUGUCGUACUUAUUUUGAAAGUGUGAUUUUGGUGAAUUUUUACUCAAUCAAAUUUUUGUCAUACAAAAUAACUAAGGGAAAAAUGCAAAAUGAGUUCAAAAAUUCCUUUUCAAUUGAAUUUAUGUAAUCCAUUUUUUUAUACUCUAGAACAGUGGUUCUCAACCUUCCUAAUGUCGCAACCCUUUAUUGCAGUUCCCCAUGUUGUGGCGACCCCCUAAUAAAAUAGUAUUUUCAUUGCUAAUUCAUAACUGUAAAGUAUAUGCGUUUUCUGAUGGUCUCAGGCGACCCCUGGGAAAGGGUUGUGCGACCCCCAAAGGUCCAGUAGUGACCCACUGGUUGAGAACCACUGCUCUAGAACAUACACAAACAUAAUUUCUUUGUAUCUCUUAAGGUCUUUGAGAUUUAAUCUUUGUCUGUUCUGUUUAAUUUCCACCUUCCCCAAAUGAAUUUGUAACAAUGGGAUUAAGCUUAGGGCUAAAAUUGUCAAUAUCUGACACUUUUUUUAUAUUGUCAUUAUCAUUGGAGCUAAUACUGUCAUUAUCAUUGGCGCUAAUACAGUCAUUACUAUCGCUUGGAAUAUCUCAUAAAUCAUUGUUUUCAUUUGAAUCUAUUUGAAUUAAUUUCAAUAAAAAGAGUCUGUUGCCUCUCCAGCAUAAGGCAGAAUGGCAAUUUAAAUAAAUUAAAUUGAGCAAAUUUGUUUCUUAUUAAUCACAAAACAAGCUUUGAUAAAAACACAUUUAGACAGAUAGAAACAGAAAUAGGAAGCAAAUUCAUUUCUCUAGAAGGGUUUCCCCUUUAACAACACACAUUAAAUAAUUCCCAUUUUUCAUGGCCAUUUUGCUAGCAGCUGAUUAUGUCAGCAGUGACAAAGCAGAGAGGGGGCAUUAUGAUCAUUAUUAGUUUUAGGGUUGGCAUCUUAGUUUGUAACAUUAAUUAAAGAUCUGAAGUUUUUGGUCCAGAAUCAUAUACAAAUUAAGCUUAACGUAAUGUUAAGGAAAUAAUGAUAAAAUUUUAUUAUGUCAACCAAAUGGAAAAAUCUUUUCUGUGAUAUAUUAUACUACUAGGUCGCAGUCGUUGGGGCGGUAAGGAAAGAGGAGGAAGAGACGACAGAGGACCCUCACUUCGUGAUAGAGACCACAGUGUCGGUGGCCGUGGAGGGAGAGGUGGAAGCACUUCUGGAUAUAGGUUUGCUAUGUGUAGUUCAUGUUUAACGUGUUGGUAUAUUACAUUUGAACUGAUCAAAGAUAAUAGUAUAAUCUUUACUCCUAAUGACCAUUAUGAUGGCGCAUAAUUGCUUAGCUCUGCAGUCUGGUACACAUUGAUAUUAUUAAUAUAGUAUUAGAUAUAACAAGAUAGUCUGGUUAGACAUACUAUCUCUAUGAGGUAUUAAACUAUUUUGAAGUUCAUUAUUGUUUACAGGA
Molecule: messenger RNA, 10753 nt
Organism: Lymnaea stagnalis (great pond snail)
Lineage: Eukaryota; Metazoa; Mollusca; Gastropoda; Lymnaeidae
Source: the annotation of a GenBank genome assembly